GCAGAAUGAUAGAUGUAUUUGCCGCACAGAAGGUAUAGUUGGAUACCUUCAUGUCCGAAGUGGUCGUCCGUCACCUGAUUUAACGGUUGGCUUUUGAUCGGAACUUUUAUCAUCACCUCCGUGUUCCAAUGCGCUCCCACUUUAAGCCCUCUUACGCCCGCAUUUGGGGAAUCCUCAUCACGCUGCUCGUCGUUUUUCUGUUUAUUUACUCUCGUCCACAAACGGUGAUCAUUACUCACCCUCUGACUCUACUCGAUGUUGCCGGUUGCCCUGUGACCGGGUCCGACUUUAUGCAUCGAUGCUGUCCUAAUCCCGAUAGAACGGUGGAUUUCGUCAACUUUAACCUGAUGUCUGCUCCGUCGUUUUCGACCAUUCUCCGACACCAUCCGAACGUCUGUGGUGGCUCAUGGAAGCCCACAACCUGUCAUGCUCUACAAAACAUAGCCGUUCUAAUUCCAUAUCGGAAUAGAGAAUUGCACUUACGCAUUUUACUUCAUCGUCUACACUCUAUGCUUCAGUUUCAACAAGUGGCUUACAGUAUCUACGUUAUCGAACAAACUGGCGACACGGAAUUCAAUCGAGGUCUACUCAUGAACAUCGGGAUCCGCGAGUCCCUCCGACAGGAUCCCUCUAUCGACUGUUUUGUUUUCCACGACGUAGAUAUGUUGCCUGAAAACAGUGAUAAUCUCUAUAUGUGCGACACGAACCUGCGUCACCUAUCCGCAGGCAUCGACGAAUUUCGGUUCCACGUUCCCUUCGCCAACUACGCUGGUGGUGUGACUGCCUUAUCGAAGGCGAAUGCGUUAAAGAUCAACGGAUUCCCGAACCGAUAUUGGGGCUGGGGUAAUGAAGAUGAUGAACUUGCUGCACGCGCUUUUCUUCACGGACUGAAGUUGUCUCGACCUCCAGGGCACAUUGGACGCUACCAUACGGUGCGACAUGUGAAGGCUUCCCGAGGCUCUGGUCAUUACGGAUCAUUUCGUGGCUUUCGCGGCUACCAAAAUGAUGGACUGUCUUCUCUGACCGACUCAUCAUAUACAGUGCUUGAGGAUGACAGUCUCACUAACAGAAGUCGCGAUGUCGCCUUACCAUUUGAGCUCAAUCAGUGUGCUCUGAAACGCAUUUCUGACCGUCUUGGUGUCAACAUACUCCCUUCACGCCGGCAUUCCGCGCUCACUUCCACAUUGACGGCUGUUGAGCGGUUAUCGAUCGACAAACUGGCCCGCAUUUUAUUGUACACACACAUAAAAGUGAAUGUCAGUGCAAUCCAUGCCACUGCGGCCAAACCUGCGAUAGAAACACAAGAAUCCCUUUUGUGGUUUCUCCGUUUUUACGGUUGGCUCUAAGCGCACUACAUCCUCCACACACCUUUUCAUUCAACCGGACUGGGCAACCAUGUGACCAAUUCGCCCUGAGCCUUCCCCCUUUGUUAUUCGCUUCCAUGCGCUUUAAUGAACACCUCCGCAUACGCUGCGGCGUAUCCGAUUGCUUUUACUCACUUCUUCCUCAUCUAAUAGGCUCUUCCCUUGUAUGAUAUUACAUUGUCUUUCAUCUAUCUAUACUCUAUCUUUCCUCACUAGAUUGUUCCAUGUAGGCACCCGUUUUGUAUAAAAAAUAGCCAUUUUAAAUUGUGGAGUUGUUUCAGGUCACUUUCUCAGCACAAUGUGUUCACCUUCGCCGCACUGCUGUCCGUCUGCUCCUGUUUCUCUCUCUUUCUCCCCGUAGUGCCCACCUCAGUUAUACACCAAUCGGCGCUGUCUACUUCGAACGCUUGUCAGUGACCAUUGGCAUCCGAGUCGUUUUCGAUUUCCCUUACUGCUUAUCGCUCAUUAGGUUACAUACUGAGAUGUCCCUGUAGGUUGGUAGUGGAUAACUCGUCGUUUAUCUGCUCCGAUGCGCGCAUUCAGUUGGUGUGUAGUCCAUUUGGUCAAAAUCACUUUUGUUUGCUCUGCACAGCAAUCUGCCAAGUGAAUUCACCUAAACCAGAACUUGGUCCUGGUGCUGAUACCGGUGUUGGUUCUGCAUCCUCAGCGGUUUUGCGUCUCUGUAAUUCUACUCGCUGUCAGCGAUUGUUGUGGUGCUCCAUUGUCUGGGCGAUCGCCUUGGGAUGACAAUUUUCACACAAGUCUGCUCUUCAGAAAUCAUCAAUCUAUCGAGAAAAUGUGAAUUGACCCGGUGAAUGGCAACACCUCGCA
Molecule: messenger RNA, 2195 nt
Organism: Dicrocoelium dendriticum
Lineage: Eukaryota; Metazoa; Platyhelminthes; Trematoda; Plagiorchiida; Dicrocoeliidae
Source: the annotation of a GenBank genome assembly